AUGUUGAAACCUCGCGCACUGGUCGACAUUUUAAACCAGGCCAACACCGGCGGCGUCCGCAGCUCGUUGCUGUUGAACCAGGACGGCGUUCUUCUCGCCUUCUCCGGCGCCGUCAACCGGGAAUUCAAGGACGCCCGCGUCAAGUCCGCCAUCGCGUCGACGGUGUGGAAUGCCUACGAACGCACCGGAAGAGCCGCCUUCAACGAAUCCGGACUCAACACGUUGCUGAUUGAGAAUGACGAGGGGGUUUGCGUCGUGACGAAGGUGUCGAGCUUGUUGCUGUGUUUAUUCGCUGACGAGGGCGUCGGAUUCGGCAUUCUCAAGGCCAAGGCGGAGAUCAUUGCGAAAUACCUGGAGGAACCUCUGCAGAAAGUGUCGGCGUGCUGA
Molecule: messenger RNA, 387 nt
Organism: Notodromas monacha
Lineage: Eukaryota; Metazoa; Arthropoda; Ostracoda; Podocopida; Cyprididae
Source: the annotation of a GenBank genome assembly